This is a messenger RNA of Corythoichthys intestinalis (scribbled pipefish), 1294 nucleotides long. Its product is annotated as apoptosis-enhancing nuclease-like. The transcript is spliced from 4 exons. Gene Ontology annotation, cellular component: nucleus. The coding region runs from base 205 to 1065 and encodes 286 amino acids. NCBI's taxonomy places the organism in Eukaryota, Metazoa, Chordata, Actinopteri, Syngnathiformes, Syngnathidae. Gene Ontology annotation, molecular function: nucleic acid binding; exonuclease activity. The record is from RefSeq and is a predicted model, not a curated record.
GAAAACUAACCAAUCAGAUGGGACCUCUCCAACUCGCCGGUCUUGCCCAGGCACGAGCAUUUCGGACCACGUGCUACCGCAAAAAGCAAUGACUUACCGGGAUAAUUCAAUCAGUAGGAGACGGCAAAGGUGCAAAAUAGGACUAAGUCCUCACGUGGGCUCCUGAGCAGAUACCGAUUAAUUUUUUUUUUUUUAAAAAAACUGAUGUUUCACGCCAUGGAGUGUUCCAGUCCAAAACGCAAGCGGCCAGCAAAGAGGAAAAGAAGUGACUGCCAUUUUGACGAACAGGCUAAAAAGUACAGAAACAUGACCGAUCUUCAAAACCGAGAUUUGACCGUUAAGGAGACAUGGGAGGAGGACAGCGGUUUCUCUGAGUGCAGCCCUCCGACGAGCGGCCGGAGCUCGCCGUGCCCGACUUCUUCCGCCUCUGCCGCCCUAGUGGUGGCCCUGGACUGUGAGAUGGUGGGCACCGGACCGGGCGGGAGCUGCAGCGAGUUGGCCCGCUGCAGCAUUCUGGAUUACCACGGCAAUGUCAUUUACGACCGUUACGUGCAACCGUGUAACCCCGUUACAGACUACAGAACUCGUUGGAGCGGCAUCCGGCCACAUCAUUUGCUCAACGCGACGACGUAUGCGCAGGCUAGAAACGAUAUUCUUGCAAUUCUCAAAGGCAAGGUGGUAGUGGGACACUCGAUUUCCAAUGAUUUCCGUGCUCUGCGCAUCCCCCAUCCACGUCACAUGGUUCGAGACACGGGGGCGACACACCUCCUGCGUCGCUUAGCCGGAUUUCCGCCCCAGCGUCGCGUUUCGUUAAAGACGCUAGUGGGCAAGCUCCUCAACAGGCACAUCCAGGUGGGGAAAAUGGGCCACUGCUCUGUGGAGGACGCGUUGGCUGCGUUGGACCUUUACAAGCUGGUCGAAGGCGAGUGGGAGUGGCAGCUGCAGAGCCCGCUGAUGGACGACAACUACACGGCACAGUACAUGCAAGACGAGUACUGGCCGGAAAGAGAUGAUGAUGAUGAUGAUGAUGAUGACGAAGACGCCAAGAGGCCCGACACGUUCUAACUUAUUCCCCGAGUGUUCAUAGUUCUGGGCUUGUUGUUUUUUUUUUUUUGUUUUUUUUUUUGCUGCUGUCUUUAAGCGUCUCCCAUUCAAAGGCGCAGGUGAAAUUCUAAUUAAAUUGUACCGCAGAUUUUUGUUUUUGAGUGCACACCGACUGGUGGGGUUUCAAAAAUGAUGGAAAUCUUUGUUGGUUACCUCUCCAGAGAAUUCAAUAAAAUUCAUCAGAAACUUA